This is a messenger RNA of Juglans regia (Persian walnut), 1146 nucleotides long. RefSeq names its product probable plastid-lipid-associated protein 13, chloroplastic. The record is from RefSeq and is a predicted model, not a curated record. Lineage: Eukaryota; Viridiplantae; Streptophyta; Magnoliopsida; Fagales; Juglandaceae.
UUUCCCGCUAUAGCUCUCAUCCUUCAAUGGCGUCCGUACAAGGCUCGCUCCCCUCAAUCUCCGCAAUCCGCUCGUGUCACCAAUGCUCGUCUCAGUUUUUCUCUACCCCAGCCACAGGUACUCCACUUGUCUCCCUCGCUAGGUCGCCGGGGUCUCAUCGGAAAUUACGUUUCCGGAGCAUUGGCAGGAAGUCCUUCAGAGCAAUGGUUCAGCAGGCCGUACAGGGAACUCCGGCAGCUUACGCUAAGGAAAUGGAGAGGCUUUCCGCUAAAGAAUCCCUUCUUCUCGCUUUUAAAGAUUCUGGUGGUUUUGAGGGUUUAGUAACUGGUAAGACAACGGAUAUAGAGCGCAUCGAUGUGAAUGAGAGGAUAACUGGCUUGGAGCGGCUCAAUCCGAUGCCCAGACCAACUACAUCGCCCUUUCUAGAAGGUAGAUGGAAUUUGGAGUGGUUUGGGUCUGGAAGUGCUGGAUUAUCUGCUGCUAGAUUUCUAUUUGAGAGAUUUCCUUCAACUUUGGCUAAUUUGUCAAGAAUGGAUGUGUCGAUCAAGGAAGGAUAUGCAAAGAUUACAGUGAACAUGAAAUUACUUAACUCGAUAGAAAGCAAAUUUAUUCUAUCCACCAGGUUAUCCGUGGAGGGACCGCUUCGAAUGAAAGAGGAAUAUGUUGAAGGGAUCCUGGAAUCUCUGACAUUUAUUGAAGAAACAGUACCAGAACAGCUAAGAGGUGCUUUUGGUCAGGCAGUUAAUACGAUGCAACAACUGCCUGUUCCUAUUUGAGAUGUCGUUGCCACUGGGCUAACAAUUCCUCUUAGUGGAUCUUUCCAGAGACUAUUUAUGAUUUCUUAUCUUGAUGAUGAAAUACUUAUAAUAAGGGAUACAGCUGAAGUGCCUGAAGUUUUAACAAGAUUGGUUGCACCCCCUUCUGAUCCCUCGGCAGAAUCCCUUACGGAGUUUGAGACUUAUGAAUUUGUACAUGUAUGAAAACUGAAAAUUUCCUCUACUUCAAUCACCCUAUAUGAGUUUAGAAUCUCUCUGUGAGCUGCUUCGAACAUUUUAGUCGUGCCUUGUAAAUGUGAACAAACUUGCUUGUGUGGGGUGUGAACUUGCUUGAUUAACAAGCGCCGUGCUGCUUUGACAAAAAUAAAUU